Messenger RNA from Fukomys damarensis (Damara mole-rat), 1676 nucleotides. It is a transcript of the gene Krt25, whose product is annotated as keratin 25. Gene Ontology annotation, biological process: intermediate filament organization; hair follicle morphogenesis. The transcript has 10 exons. The record is from RefSeq and is a predicted model, not a curated record. The coding region runs from base 1 to 1380 and encodes 459 amino acids. NCBI's taxonomy places the organism in Eukaryota, Metazoa, Chordata, Mammalia, Rodentia, Bathyergidae. Gene Ontology annotation, molecular function: structural molecule activity.
AUGAACUUGGCACUGCCCCGCCCGACCCAUUUCUCAGAUAACCACCGACCCCGGGGCAACUGCCCUCCCACGGAAACGAGCCCGGCAAAAAUUCCAGCCCGGACACCCCCGGAGUCGUCUAUAAAAGGCAACCGCAGCGGCCGAGGGGAGACGGCUCCGCACCCGGACUUGGACAGCGCGCUCGGCAGCCUCACCUGUGCCCCCAGUCAUGUCUCUUCGCCUCUCCGGUGGAUCCAGGCGGGCGGCCUGCUGUCCGGCAACGAGAAGGUGACCAUGCAGAACCUCAACGACCGCCUGGCCUCCUACCUGGACAACGUGCGUGCCCUGGAGGAGGCCAACGCCGACCUGGAGGUCAAGAUCAAGGGCUGGUACGACAAGUUCGGGCCCGGCUCCUGCCGCGGCCUGGAUCACGACUACAGCCGGUACUUCCCAAUAAUCGAAGAGCUCAAAAACCAGAUCAUCGCCUCCACCACCAGCAAUGCCAACGCCGUUCUCCAGAUCGAUAACGCCAGGCUCACCGCGGAUGACUUCCGACUCAAGUACGAAAACGAGCUGGCUCUUCACCAGAGCGUGGAGGCCGACGUCAAUGGGCUGCGAAGGGUUUUGGAUGAAAUCACCCUGUGCAGAACGGACCUGGAGAUCCAGUAUGAAACCCUGAGCGAGGAGAUGACUUACCUGAAGAAGAACCACAAGGAGGAAAUGCAAGUCCUGCAGUGCGCGGCCGGCGGCAACGUGAACGUGGAGAUGAACGCGGCCCCGGGUGUGGACCUCACGGUGCUGCUGAACAACAUGCGGGCCGAGUACGAGGCGCUGGCGGAGCAGAACCGCAGGGACGCCGAGGCCUGGUUCAACGAGAAGAGCGCUUCCCUGCAGCAGCAGAUCUCCGAGGACGUCGGGGCCACCACCUCAGCCCGCAACGAGCUGACCGAAAUGAAGCGCACGCUGCAGACCCUGGAAAUCGAGCUGCAGUCGCUGCUGGCCACGAAACACUCACUGGAGUGUUCCCUGAGCGAGACCGAGGGCAACUACUGCUCGCAGCUGGCCCAGAUCCAGGCGCAGAUCGGGGCCCUGGAGGAGCAGCUGCACCAGGUCAGGACGGAGACCGAGGGCCAGAAACUGGAAUACGAGCAGCUGCUCGACAUCAAGGUGCACCUGGAGAAGGAAAUCGAGACUUACUGCCGCCUCAUAGACGGGGAUGAGGGGGCUUGUAAGUCUGGAGGUUAUAAGUCGAAAGACUUUGGAGCCGGUAGCAUGGGAAAUCAAAUCAAAGACCCAAUCAAAGCCAUAGUGGUUAAGAAAGUCCUUGAGGAGGUCGACCAGCGUAGCAAGAUACUGACCACCAGACUCCACUCCCUGGAAGACAAACCUCAGAGCAAUUAACGGAGGGCACUGCCAGUGAUCCUCGAGAGGAAAAGGCACUGAGCGUGUCCGGAGAAAUGAGCAAGUCUAAGGGCAGCGUCCGCCUGCUGUGUUUCUGUCCCUUUCUGUUUCCGGGCUGUCAGCCCAUUCCGCGGAAGAAUGCCGCAGAGAAAUCUGUUGCCAACCCUUCCUACUCAAUAAAUUUUCUUCCUUUUGGCAAGUUAUUUCCGGUGAUGCUGUCUUACUUAACGAUGCUUGUGAGUGACCCAGAUACCGUGGUGCCUCGGUUCACGGACGUCAUUCUUCCCACGACUCCG